UAACAGUGACUGUGUGUAACUGUGUGUGUUGUGACUGUGCCAAAUUAAGCCUGUUAAUUAUAUAUUUCCACAUACAGAUAUGUUGUGAGAGAGCAAGAGAGAAACUUCUCACAGCCCGGACUCUGGUCCUCCAUUUCCCUGACGUCUGUCAGCAUCAAACAGUGUUCCAUACUAAGAUGUAUUUAUCACUGUGUAGACCUACACGUUGACGUCUAACCUUAUUGAAUAACUCCUCUGACCUAGCCUAUGCCCUGUUUAUUUAUUCAUUUCAAAGUUGGACUAAUUUAAUUUUGGAGGAUGAUGUCGGUGUAUGGGCUAUGCUGCAUAAUGCGACUGCUCUCCCCUCUCUCAUCCGGUUUCUGUCUCGUUCCCGAUCCCAUCUGAUGCUGCAAGGCGUGCCGUGGCGCACUGGCCUGGUCCAUGUGAUAGCGAGGGGAGGAGGGGGCCCUAAAACAGUUCGCUGACACUCUUGUUUCAUCACUUAAUAGCUCGACUACCCCGGAGCGGUCCUAGGACGCAUUUUUGGCGCGUGGAUACAUACUUGGUGUCGCUUACUACCUUUUGAAGUUUUGUCGCGUUUGCGGUGGUUUCGGGGCGAGCACAAGCCAAAUCAACCAAAGAGGAGAAAGAAGUGCGGUUUUCGCCAUGGGAGCACAGACCUCAGCGCAACGUGACGAAAAGAGCCAAGAGGAUGCGUCAGCCGAGGAGCUAAGCGCGGAGGGGAACGCGAUUUCGGAGGGGGAUAGCGUUGUCGACGUCAAGCUCCAGCAGACGAAUGGACAGAUCUCCAUCUCCAGUUUGAUUGGGAAGGUAGACGAGCAGACAAAGCUCCAUGGCCACUCAGAGGACAACACGCUAACAGAGGAAGUUGAUGCCGUGUCCGCGUCUCAGAAGGAGGAGGUUCCUGAAACAAUGGACUCCCUCCAGGCUGAGGUGCCCCCUCAGGUGAACGGAGAGAAGGAUGAGAAUGAGUCACCUGACACAAACAACAUCACCUCUGCAGAGGAGAAGGAGGUCGAGGAGAAACCAGGCGAAGCCAAUGAGGUGGGCUUCAAAAAGAUCUUUAAGUUCGUUGGCUUCAAGUUCACUGUGAAGAAGGACAAGAAUGAGAAGACGGAGCCGGUGCAGCUGCUGACGGUGAAGGACAAGGACGUGGAGGAAGGAGAGACCAGCGGGUCUGAGGAGACUAAGGAGGAAGCCACCACUGCAGAGGAGGAGGUCAAAUCUGAGAAGGAGAAGGCAACUGAACCAGAUACCUCCACCAUCGAGACUGACGCCACUCCAGUGGAUGCCCCAUCUGAGACCGUGGAUGGAGAGGCUGCAGAGGCAGUCAGAGACGAGACUGCAGAGGGAGCUGAGGUGGAAGCUACAGAGAAAGACCCUGAGGACCCAGCUGCAACUAACCCACCUGGCCAGGAGACCACUCAGUCCCCCUUCAGAAGGUUCUUUACACAGGGAAUCUUCUUCAAUCUGCGCAAGAAGGCAAGCAUCAAGAAGCCCAAAGAGGAGGAACCAAAAGAGAAAGCUGCCGGGGAGGAGAUAAAGGAGGGAGAGGAAACAGCAGAGGCUGUGGUGGAGGAGGAUGGAGAGAAAGUAAAAGAAGAGGUGGAGGGAGAGGUGAAGGAGGUGGAACCAGUGACAACACCAGAGGAGGCUAAGCCUGAUUAUUCCACAGAAACUGAGACAGUGGAAGCACCUGUCAAAGAGAUCAAAGAGGAGGUCCAAGCCGAGGUGGCAGUAGAAAUGUCAGAAUCCGGUAUUUCUGACAAUGCCAAACCAGCGGAAGAGAAAGUUGAAGAGGCUGUGGAAGCAGACAACGCCCCAGUCGAGGUCACCACCGAGGCUGAGCUGCUAUCAUCCCAGGAGAAGGUCAAGGCCCAGGGAAGCCCACUGAAAAAGCUCUUCACUGGGGCCGGCCUGAAGAAGCUCUCUACCAAGAAACAUAAGAAAGACAAGAAAGACGCAGAGGCCAAGCUGACCGAGUCUGAGGAACAGGCAGCUGAACUCCAAACCUCCACAGAUUCAGCAGAGGUCCAGAAACCCGACAGUGGGGCCUCGUCUCCAGAGGAGUCUGGUGAGCAUGCCAUCGGGGUAGAAACCGCUCAAGCUGAGGUCAGCCAAGAGGCUGAUGGGGAGGUAACCAGCUCAGAUGAAGGGAAGAAGAAAGAAGGUAUCAUGCCCUGGUCCUCCUUCAAGAAGAUGGUGACGCCCAAGAAACGCAUCAAGAGGCCCUCUGAGAGUGAGGACGAGGCAACUGGUGAGAAAGCCAAGUCGGGCACCCUGUCCUCCACUGAGAGUGCCGUGUUUGUGGAGAAAGAGAAGGAGCCGGAAUCCACUGAGGAGGACCCAAAAACCGAAGCCACUGAAAAGCUGGAGGGCAGCACCGAGGAGUCCAAAAGGAUGAAGAUGGACACCUCAGUCUCAUGGGAGGCCCUUAUGUGUAUGGGCGGCAAUAAGAAAAGGACCAGGAAGACCUCUGACUCUGAAGACGAGGAGACCAAAAUCGAAGAGGAGGCGCCACAAGCUGGAGAAGAACUGGCUAAGACCACAGAGUCUCCUCUUGGAAGUUCCAGAGAGGCUGAUCAGGAAAACACGGUGUCGUCUCCCGAACCAUCCACUAGCCCCGCUGCAGGAGAGUCCACCUGGGAUACUCUCAAGCGCCUCGUCACCCAUAGGAAGAAGCCCAAAGCCGAGGAUAAGACAGAUGAGUCCGGUGCCGAACCGGUUGUCUCAGACAGUGAAAUCUCAAAAGAAGAUUCCUCAUUCUCUCUGAGGAAACUCAUCCCUGGACGUAGAAAGAAGAAGCAGCUUUCCUCCGAUCUGGGGUCUGGCGAGGAAGACUCUGACACACCAGCCGUGGUCCCCCUCUCAGAAUAUGACAACGAGCAUGCCAAGACUAAGGAAGAGGCUGAAUUUGAAAUGACAGUGGAGACAGUGGAUGCUAAGGAGGCAGCACCAAUCACUCAGGCUCAAUCCUCCACCGAAGAGAGAUCCCCCUCUUGGAUCUCAGCCACGGCUGUUGUGGAAGACCUCCAGGAGAUUCCACACGAUCAGCUGAGCGACAUCCCAGAAGAGGGUGCCGCCACCCCAAAGUCUGCUGACACCACUCUCGCCGAGGACAUUGUAGAGCAGACCUCAGAGGCGGUCACAUGCCUGGAGCAGGAGCCUGAGCUGUCUGUUGCCGAGGUGACUACAAAGAUGAUUCCAGACAUGUCUGGAGAAACCACCCCUGUGCCCUAUGAGCCUGAGCCAGAGUCUCUGGAGGUCCUGCAGGAGGCUGUGGAGCUGGUCAAUGAGCUCCCAAGCCUGACUUCCGUAGAAAUCACAGAGGUCCAACUGGAGAAUGUUGCGUCCAUCCCAGAGCCCACACCGCCGAUUGAGUUCACCGAGAGCGAAUCAAAGGUUGUCUUGAUGGUGCAUAAAGAAACUGAGGCCACCGCCAUCUGCACUGGCCUGGGCACCAAGGAGAUUGCCAAGGUGGCAGUGGAGAAGCCUGUGAUUCCCACCGUGGAGUGUCUAGCUGAGAUCAGCGAUGCUCUGUCUGCUGAGUUGCCAGUGGAGGACAAGGCUGAUCCAACUGAGGUGGCUGAUUCUAUUGAAGAGCCAAUGUUUGAGGCUCAAGUGGAGCAGGUCGACAGCACAUUCCUGGAGGCCUCCCUAGAGAAGACUAUUGAAGAUAUCCCAGAGCCUGAGAUAGCCACUGAGGGCAAAGAGCCUGAAGUUGAAAAGCUAGCCGUGAUCAAUGAUAUCCAGAUGGAGGCUGAAAUCAUCGAGGCCCCCGUAGUGACUGAGAACACUCCCAGAGUGGAGCUGGUGGACCCCAUCACACCAACUGUCGAAGAAUCCAUUGCCGCUGACAUUGUGGAGAUCUCUGAGGCACCUGUCGUUGAGGUCAAAAGUGAGGAGAUGGAGGUGGAAGAGACAGCUGCCAUCAAAGACAUCGCUCCUGUAGAGGAGGUGAAUGAGCCCGUCACAAGAGAAAUGGCUACCUCGCUAACUGACUUCGAUCUGGCCACAGUUACUGAGGUGUGCGAGGCAGCCAUUGCUGUUGUAGCCCCUGCUGAAGAGUUCAUCAUUGUCAAGGAGACUGUGUGCCUAAUCAGCCCACCGUCCGUGAAAACCCAGCAAGUGGAGGUCCCGGAGGCCAUGGCGGUGGAAACAUUCUCAGUGGCAGUUGCAGAGCCUGCUGGUGAUUACCAAAUCCAAGUGAAAGUGACUGAGGUUGGUGUCACAGAGGCCGAGGAGACGAAGGAGGCAGAGGCCAUGGAGGAGACGGGCUUGGUCAUUGCUCAGGUGGUCAUCCUGAACGCUGUGGAGAAAGUGUCUGAAGCAGAGGCUGAACCCGAAGCACCUGCCUGCGUCACUGCCACUGUGAAGACACCUGAAGACACACUACCAGUCCAGGCAGUAGCAAUGAUAGAGAAAGAGAUUGAACAAAUAGCAGAGGAGAAACCUGUCAUUGCUGAAACUCCUGUAGUCCAAGUUAAAGCACCAGCACCAGAAACUCCUGCAGAGGAGCCUGCUGCUCCAGAGGCACAAGCCGAGGCUGAAAAACCACCAAAGGAAGUUCACGAGGCCGUUCAGGUCAUUGAGACAAUUCCAGUCAUAGUUGAAAUCACAGAGAGUAUCGUGGAAGAGGUUAACAAGGAGGCGGAGGAUGUUGUCAAAGAGGGAGUUGAGGAGAUAAAACAGGAAGUGGAAUUAAAGCAAGCAGUUGAGGUCAACAUAAGUGAGGAGAAAGUUGUAGAGGUUGAAGUUGUAGUAAAGGUGGAACAGACAGAGAGUGAGUCAGAUGGAAAGGCAGAGGAGGAGAUCCAAAGGGUAAAGAGCAAUGUAGAGGCAGUAGAGGUUCAGGAAGUUCUACAAGCUGAGGUAAUCAAGCUGGUUCAGGAAGGGAUAGCAGAGGUUCCCGUUCCAGAGGCAGCUGAUGAGAUGUCAGAAGCGGCGGUGGUGACAGAAGAGACCCCAGUACCAGAGGGGCCCACAGAGACACCGAAAGCCCCACCCCAGCCAAAGGAGACGACUGCUGAGGUUGUGGGCCCACAUACAGUACAGGUGGUCAAUCAAGUGGCACAGAUCGUUGAAGAGAAGGAAGCAAAGGAAAUCCAGAUGGAGGAGGUGGUGGAAAUCGAUGCCAUUGUAAGCGCACCAGAGACAAAGGAAGCCCUGGCUAAAGAAGUCACGCCAGCCCCUGAAUCCACACCAGACACCCCAGCUGUGACUGCCAGCCAAGAGGCCCCUGCUAACAUCGUGGAUGAGGAGGUUGCCAUCGCCAUGGCUGUGACAGUUGCCAGACCAGCGGAGGCAGGGGCAGAGAAGGCGACGCCAGUGAAGCGUGUGGAGGUGAUGGCGCAGGUGAUCGAGGUGAUCGAGGAGGCAGUGAGGGAGAUUGAAACGGUCUCCUCCACAGAGCUCACAGCUACAUCGUGAGCAGCUGUAGAUGCAAGAUGGUUGCCUGGGAGACGGACUGUCCUGACCAGGAAGUGAGUGAUAGUGAGAAAGUUAGCAAGAGAGAGAGAGUGAGAGGAUGCACUGUGGAGACACACUGAGACUAAGUUCCACCCCACCCUGCCCAGAGCGACUGAGUGACUGAGCUCCACCCCACCCUGCCCAGAGCGACUGAGUGACUGAGCUCCACCCCACCCUGCCCAGAGUGACUUCGCUCCACCCCACCCCUCUCUCCUUCCCCCAUGCCCCUGUCCUGCAGCCCCAGCCUGUCACACAGAGGUGGCAUCCCCACCCCACUGUCCCUCCAUAGGUGAAGCAUCGAUCUCCCUACACACAUACCAAGCCACAGUCCUGCACCUUUGAAGCUUCCCAUCUGGCUCGUAAUCAAUGUGAUUUACUUUUUCUGUUUUGAUGACCUUGCUGUGGCUCGGGAGUCUGCUGUGUGUGUGUGUGUGUGUGUGUGUGUGUGUGUGUGUGUGUGUGUGUGUGUGUGUGUGUGUGUGUGUGUGUGUGUGUGUGUGUGUGUGUGUGUGUGUGUGUGUGUGUGUGGUCUCAGAGUUGGAGGAUUAUUAUCUUGUAUAUUGUAUUUAUAUCUUAUGCAUAUUCUCUCAUUCCCCCAUCCUUUAUUUUUUUUGUAUGGAAUAUGUGACCCAUUUUCUCAAACAUAUGUAAGACUUAGAUUCAAAGAUAAUGUCUGGAUUUUGCAGAAAUUCUAACUAAACCAUGGUACAUAUGUGAUUUCAAUGGCUGUGUCCGAUAUCAUUGAUUGCAGACGAUGACUUAAUGUGAAGACAUGGAGUGAGGUGAAAGUCAAUAGGUGUGCAACAAUCUUACAAACUUUAAUCUUUGACAUGUUCUGUCACACUGUACUUCCCUUCACCUUUCAGCCUGACAAUAUAUUUUCAGCUCCUACUGUAGAUAAAACAUACUUCACUGCCUGAAUGACUGUGAAAAAAGUAUUGUUACUUUCUGAAAUAAGUAUGUCUUUGAUUAUCGUGUAAAAAUACAAUAAAACACUAUUAUCUCAGCCUGGUUUGAUAUUGUGAGAGAGGUAUUUGGUGACACUGAUUUAUUAAUAUGCCGUGUACUAUGAUGGACAUACACUUGCAUGGGGAGAGUAACAUAUAUCUCACGUUAGAUUGUCUUGUAUUUUCAGGUGUAUGACUUCUGCUAACGUUGUGGAUAGCACUUCAAAAUAUGUGUAAUUGCUUGAUCUCUUGAAAUGGUGAUCUAUCCGUGCAUCUCUGGUGUACAGUGUACGCUCGUAGGGAGGAUUGUAUGCUAGUUUGGAGUGUACACCAGUUAUUUGGCGCCCUCUGCUGCCGAUACAGACUAUCACAUCUCUGUCGAUAUAUUUUACCAUUCCCACUGGUGAGUGCUGUUAUGUAUGUUCAUGUUUGAAUGUUGGAAAUGUUUACAUUUCAUUGCAUUUUCAAAUGAACAUUGUUUGCUGACAAUACAUUCCACACAUGCAUUUCAUGUUGUAACUUGUGUGAAAGUACAGUAAGUCAUAACCUCACUGAUUUGGCAACAGUGAGGUUUUUAGAUGGUACAAACUACUCAAUCACAAAUCACAUGGUACCAGACAAAGAGAGCAUCUUAUAUUGACAUUUCUAUGUAGCCAAGCCAAAUUGACUUAGGGUAGGUUAUCCAUGGUUGCUAACAUGAUAGAACAUCAGCAGGACGAAAUGUGUCCAAUUUGUCUCAAAUGCCUCAUUCUGGGUCAGCCUGAUUUACUUAUCUUCAAGUCAACUUUUAUUUACCAAUGAAAUUCAAAUGCUGAUUUUGGGAUUAGUUAGGGUGGCUAGAUGAGCCAAUUCUACUGUGGGCACAUACUGGGAGAAUGGAGUGCUUCCUAUUUAUCCCUUGGAUGUCAAAAUGAUGAUUGACAAUAUAGCUCUAGACUUUACACCUCACAAAGCUGACUGACCAAUGAGACACGAGAGAAAUCCUAGAAGCCUCGACCACUAUAUCUGGUCACUGUUUCACUUUACUUUGACUGUGGAUUUGUCACACACAUCCAUGUUUGUUUUAUGUAAAAUAGUACAAAUAAAUAAUAAACAGUCUGUGUUCACUGCUUAUUCUAUUGCAUUUGGUUUGGAAGCACCUCCCCCUUAGAUCCGCCCGAGCUUUUUGUAACACAAUCUAACUGUGAACCUGGUAACAUCUGUACAAAUUGUAUACCUAUGCACUUCAAAAAAUAAUAUUGUUAUAACCUAUAAUCAUAUAAUGUAUCUGUAGCAUGGACUUAAUUCUGUCUUUUACAUUUUCCAAGCUGUUAAUAGUAGAUACAGAAACCUGUCUAUAUUUCAUUCAAAAAUAAAGCUAGCAAUAUAAAAAUGUG
Messenger RNA from Oncorhynchus masou masou (cherry salmon), 7792 nucleotides. It is a transcript of the gene akap12b, whose product is annotated as A kinase (PRKA) anchor protein 12b. Gene Ontology annotation, molecular function: protein kinase A binding; calmodulin binding. The record is from RefSeq and is a predicted model, not a curated record. Gene Ontology annotation, cellular component: cytoplasm. Gene Ontology annotation, biological process: signal transduction; regulation of protein kinase C signaling. Lineage: Eukaryota; Metazoa; Chordata; Actinopteri; Salmoniformes; Salmonidae. The transcript is spliced from 4 exons. Bases 646 to 5430 code for a protein of 1594 amino acids.